GUUCCGAGCUUUGUCUCAGAACCGAGUGCCGGGCCGGGGCCGUGUCCUCCGCCUUAAAUUGUACGAGCUGCCGAUCCCGUUCCUCGGCUGAAGGUUUUCUUUUUUGAAAUCCACGCAUCUUCCUUAAGGGAGUCAAGGAGCUCGUCGGUCCCCAAGGAGAGAUUUUGCUUUGGUUUGGGGUGUCAGAUGAAGAUAUUUGGCGGGGAGAGUGAUUCGUGGAGCACGGUUAUACUGACGUUUGUACGCAUGUAAAAAAUUAACCGAGCUGCACGUUUAAGAUUAGGGCAUUUAAUUGGAUGUCGCUAGUCGUACUUAGAAUUUGAAAGUGAUCAGUAAGGGACUGGAAGCUUUUGUUUUUCAAUGGGUUGAAAAAAUCAGUUGAAACGCCGUUUUUCACCUAGGUAUUUCAUGCAUGGGGUUUGUAAGGAAGGAGAUAACUGUCGCUACUCACAUGACCUCUCUGACAGUCCAUAUGGUGUAGUGUGCAAGUAUUUUCAGCGAGGGUACUGUAUUUACGGAGACCGCUGCAGAUAUGAACAUAGCAAGCCAUUGAAACAGGAGGAAGCAACUGCUACAGAUCUAACUGCAAAAUCAUCCCUUGCUGCUUCCUCGAGUCUCUCAUCAGUAGUUGGACCCAUUGUUGAAAUGAAUCUGGGUGAAGCCGAGUCAAGAAAUUCACACUUUGCAGCUGUGGGAGCAGGUUCAGAAGACUGGGUGAAUGCCAUCGAGUUUGUUCCUGGGCAGCCCUACUGUGGCCGUACUGCCCCUUCCUCCACUGAAGCACCCCUGCAGGGCUCAGUGACCAAGGAAGAAUCCGAGAAGGAGCAAACUGCGGUGGAAACGAAGAAGCAGCUCUGUCCCUACGCGGCAGUGGGAGAGUGCCGAUACGGGGAGAACUGUGUGUACCUCCACGGAGACGUGUGUGAUAUGUGUGGGCUGCAGGUGCUCCACCCAAUGGAUGCUGCCCAGAGAUCACAGCACAUAAAAUCUUGCAUCGAGGCCCAUGAGAAGGACAUGGAGCUCUCGUUCGCGGUGCAGCGCAGCAAGGACAUGGUGUGUGGGAUCUGCAUGGAGGUGGUCUACGAGAAAGCCAACCCCAGCGAGCGCCGCUUCGGGAUCCUCUCCAACUGCAACCACACCUACUGUCUCAAGUGUAUUCGCAAGUGGAGGAGUGCUAAGCAAUUUGAGAGCAAGAUCAUAAAGUCCUGCCCCGAAUGCCGGAUCACAUCUAACUUUGUCAUUCCAAGUGAGUACUGGGUGGAGGAGAAAGAAGAGAAGCAGAAACUCAUUCAGAAAUACAAGGAGGCAAUGAGCAACAAGGCGUGCAGGUAUUUUGAUGAAGGACGUGGGAGCUGCCCAUUUGGAGGGAACUGUUUUUACAAGCAUGCGUACCCUGAUGGCCGUAGAGAGGAGCCACAGAGACAGAAAGUGGGAACAUCAAGCAGAUACCGGGCCCAACGAAGGAACCACUUCUGGGAGCUCAUCGAGGAAAGAGAGAACGGCAACCCCUUUGACAACGAUGAAGAAGAGGUUGUCACCUUUGAGCUGGGCGAGAUGUUGCUUAUGCUUUUGGCUGCUGGUGGGGACGACGACCUGACAGACUCUGAAGACGAGUGGGACUUGUUUCAUGAUGAGCUGGAAGAUUUUUAUGACUUGGAUCUAUAGCAGCUUAGCGGGGCGUGUGAACUGGUCUGCUGAGCCUCAGAGAGCCCCUGUCCCCGGUGGUGGCGGCAGUGCCCGUGGUUCUCGCCUAGGCAGGCCUCUCAACUCCAGGUGCUGUCGUAAUAACUUUUACCCAGGGCCUGUCUUCUCAAUCCCGCACCUUUCCCCAAGGAGUAUGUUGUUUUCUCUGUUUAAAAAAGUUACAAAAAUAAAUCUUAAAGUUA
Messenger RNA from Hippopotamus amphibius kiboko, 1886 nucleotides. It is a transcript of the gene MKRN1, whose product is annotated as makorin ring finger protein 1. The transcript is spliced from 8 exons. Gene Ontology annotation, biological process: protein polyubiquitination. NCBI's taxonomy places the organism in Eukaryota, Metazoa, Chordata, Mammalia, Artiodactyla, Hippopotamidae. Gene Ontology annotation, molecular function: ubiquitin protein ligase activity; metal ion binding. The coding region runs from base 409 to 1665 and encodes 418 amino acids. The record is from RefSeq and is a predicted model, not a curated record.